Sabethes cyaneus is the source of this 6449-nucleotide messenger RNA. It is a transcript of the gene Set1, whose product is annotated as histone-lysine N-methyltransferase SETD1. Gene Ontology annotation, cellular component: Set1C/COMPASS complex. The transcript has 4 exons. Lineage: Eukaryota; Metazoa; Arthropoda; Insecta; Diptera; Culicidae. The record is from RefSeq and is a predicted model, not a curated record. Gene Ontology annotation, molecular function: protein binding; histone H3K4 methyltransferase activity; RNA binding. Bases 367 to 6102 code for a protein of 1911 amino acids.
CUAGCAAGGCUACACUCACACAUUCGUAUAGUAGGUUGUACAAAAGCAGACCAAAUUUUCCUGUCGAAAGCUAGUUUUUCAUCAUAAAAAUUUCUUUCAAAACCAGCAUUAAACUGAACUAAAUUACCGGAAAAACGUUCCUGGUUGCGACUGAAAUAGCGCUAUCGUUUUGAUAGUUGAAUUUCGGCAAAAUUGGACCCAGGAAAUCAAAUUCUUUUUUGCACUUACCUGCUUGGCAACUUGCGAAGACGUAGUCCGAAUGGGCGAUGUUUCUCGUCCACUGAAAUUGAUAAUUGUACGACAAUUCAAGGGGAAAAGGUUUCCUGGUGUAAAGCAUUGAACUAAGGCAAUUUUUCAAUUUGAGAAAUGAAUGGAACUUUUGAUGGAAAAUCAUCUAGCUCAUCUUCCUCAUCGUCCUCCGGUGGUGGAAGUGUUUGUGGCACUGGUGGAAGUGGUGGUAAUCCCGGAGGAAGCAACAGUAACACAACUCAACACCACCACAAGGCACCGCGGAAUUACAAACUGAUUGCAGAUCCAUUUCUUCACAAGGGCGUUCCAAAAAUCUAUCGCUAUGACGGCAUCGUUCCAGGUGAUCCCAGCUAUCCGCCGGUGAUUCCUCGCGAUCCUCGUAACCCAUUAGCGAGAAUUAGGUCACGCUUAGAAACAUGGGACAUUCCGGUUCCCAGGUUUAAAAUCGACCAAAAUUACAUUGGUGAGCCACCGGCUAUUGAGAUUACUAUCACAAACUUGAACGACAAUAUCGACAAACCGUUCCUGUCGGAAUUAUUAGCCAAGUAUGGAGUGUACACAGAAUUGUAUAUAUAUUACCAUCCGGUUACUCAUAAACAUCUGGGAUUAGCACGCAUUGUGUUUGAAAAUGUUCGCUCAGCUCGUAUGUGCGUAGAGAAACUGAAUGGAACCUCAGUCAUGGGGAAGAUACUGAACGUGUUUAAGGAUGCUUUCGGAGAGGAGUGCAAGCGUUUGCUGGACGAGAAAACAAAUGAGCGGAAAAUAGUGCCGCCUCCGCCGCCACCGGUGCAUGCUGUGCAUUCGGCCAUAUCGUCCGUUCCAGGCUUAACUUCAAGCUAUUCCAAAACUCUUCCAAAGGCAGUCCAUCAGCCGCCGCCACCGCAACCAUCAUUAUCAGCACCGACAACUUCUGUUUCCCGUUACGGACAUGGAGGCCCCGAUAUGUUGAAUGAUGAAGAUAACUGGGACGAUGAUACUGUUUUGGUUAGACCAAAAUCAUCUGUUCCUCCGCCUCCACCUCCUGUUCCGGCUGCUCCGCCACCGUCGUCAAUGAAAAGUGGGCUAAUGGAUGAUCUUGAGCAGUGGGAUUCAGGAGAUUGUUCGGGUAGUGCUGGUAACAGUCACGAUUCUAGUUAUUAUAGUAGAGUGAAGUAUUCUUCAACCAGCAAGACUACCAGCCAUUUCAAUGAUCGAGACGAUGACAGUCGAGGCAAAGACAGAUAUUUCGAUCGCAAGGAACGCGACAGAAAGCAUGGUCACCAUAAAAGUGAUCGUCGGGAACGAGAUCGAGACAGAGAACGUGAUUGGGAUCGAAGCAGAGAUAGAGACCGUGAACGUGAUCGAGAACGGGACCGUGAUCGCGAUCGGGAAAGAGAUCGAGAUCGUGAUCGUGAAAGAGACAGAGAUCGAGGCCGUGACCGCGACUGGGAGAGUAGGGAUCGUGAUCGAUACGGAAGGGACAAAGGUCGAAGAAGCAAAAGCAAUAGUGGUUAUGGAUGGUACGGAGAUUCCGGUGGCUACUCUAACGAUAUGAACUAUGCUGCGAGUGGAAGGUAUUCACAAUCACAAUAUGAUUACUACGGCUAUUCUACUACGGAUUACGGUCAGUAUGGAUAUACACACUCGUCUACGCAGAGCAGUACUUACAUGACUACCAGUUCAGCGUCCGUUACUUCUUCCUGGGCGCCUCCGCCGCCGCCCGAUGAAAAACCUAAGGCACCGCCUCCUCCGCCGGCUACAACCAAGCCUGGUUUAGAUGAAAUGGAAACAUGGGAUGAUGAAGAUGUAGCACCACCUAUUCCACCUGCUGCGAAAGCGCCUUCUACUCCACCAGAUGUUCCACCAGAGCCAAAAACAGAACCAACCAAUGACGACGAAAACAGUGGAUCAGCACUGGAUUUGGACACAAGGAUAGCUCUAAUGUUUAAAGAUAAAACUUUUGGUGUGGCACCGUUUUUGCAGCUCAGUGAUGGUGAAGAAGAGCAGCAAGAUAAAAAGGAAGAAGGAGAAGUAGUGGAAAAAAUGCAAAAGGUAAAAAUUAAAGAAGAAACAGAAAAACGUUCACCCAGUCCUCCAGCAGCUAUUGAAGAGCAGAUUAAAAAGGAGAUCAAAUUGGAACCUCCAAAAGAAGACGGUGCUAGCGACAUCUCAUCUAGUGAAGAUGAAAUUCUCGCAAAGGAAAGUUCCCCUCCACCAACGGUAAUUGCGCCUACGAGGCCACCAAUGGAGGAUAUUAUAAAACGUGAGAACGAUCAAAUGUCCUUGUCGAGUUUAUCCUCUAAUGAUGCUAAAAAUGAAGACUCAAAGGCGCCGCCGCUCCCCGCAGAACCAGCCCCGGAAGUUCCACCACCACCGGAACCUAGCGAUACUUUUGGGUACGUUUAUCCGCCAGGUAUAGCUCCCGGUAUGGGUUAUCCUCCUGCUCCACCCGGGACCGAUCCGUCAUACUAUUAUUCACAAUCAUAUUCGCAAAGCUCCUAUCAGCAGUAUCAAUCCGGGUAUUACCAGAACAGUUACAUGCCCUAUAUAUCCGGUUUUUCUAGCGGGGCUUAUCCAUAUCAAGUUCCACAGACGCAGCCGUACUACUCACCCAGCAAGAGAGAUUUCAGUUGGAACGAUGACCGUUACCGUACCUCAUCGUACAACAGCUCUUCUUUCUCUGCUGGAAGAGAUCGCGUGGAACAGAAAAAACGAAACCGUUAUGAGGAAGCAAUUACCGCUGUAAUAGAACGUGUAACUGCCGAGCUAAAACAAAUCUUAAAAAAAGAUUUCAACAAGAAAAUGAUAGAAAACACCGCCUACAAGAAGUAUGAGGCCUGGUGGGAUGAAGAGGAGUUGAAGAGUAAGGGUAAAGACCGAGCUUUAUUAAGUGAGAUUACACCUCUUGGACAAAAGCUAGAUAAAGCACCAGAUAUCAAUCAGUUGCUCAACCAAACUUACGAUAAUUUAGACAGCAACAGCAGUUAUAUUGGUUUAGGUUUGCGAGCAACAAUUCCGAAAAUGCCGAGUUUUCGAAGGAUACGAAAACAGCCCAGUCCUGUUCCUCAAGAUGAUGAAGAUUCUAGGCGUAGCGAUCAGGAAGACAUGGUGCAAGGUUCAGACUCAGAAAAGGAGGGCGAAACGCAAGUGUCAACGCAGCCACGAACAAAAACACCACCCCCGUCGGGUUCAUCGGAAAAUGUUGAUGCUUCGGGAUCAGCUACUUCACGCACCGAAAAACGAAAGACUAGCAUCUCUUCAUUUUUCACUUCUUCUAGUGAAGAAGAGAGUAGUGCCAGUGAAACUGACGACAGUUCUGAUACCGGAUCAUUGUCCGACGUUGAUAUGGCGUACACCAAUCGAAAGUCACAUCAGCCGUCUUCUCGGGACAAGAAAGAAAAGCGAAUAUAUUCUGACUCCGAGUCGGACGAUGAGCCUGAUCCCAGCGGUAGCAAGUUUCCACUUCCAUCCAGUAGCGCAGGAACACGCAACAAAACCAAAAUAUACUCGGAUUCAGACUCCGAUGAAGUCAAUAAACCUCCUGUCAAAGAAGUUCUUCCAUCAAUCUCUACCGAAAAGGCACGGAGUAGAAGUCCCGAACACACACCCGCAGGUCACGAUUCACGAAGGACCCCUUCGCCAAAACAACCGUUGGAAUCGUCUUCAAUGUUACCUUUGGAUGAGCUGCAUGAGGACCUAUCGCCAGAUGUUGAGGAAAGCCCUCCGCCUCAGCAGCCCCCUCGAACACCUGGGCGUGAAUCUCCCAAAAAGGCUCUCUACGAACUGGAUCGCAUUUAUAGCGAUUCAGAAGAAGAACGUGAGUAUCAAGAGAAACGCAGGAGAAAAGCAGAAUAUUUGGAGCAGAUAGAACGUGAAUUCCAAGAGGAACAGGCUCGCUUGGCUUUGGAACAAGAAGAGCAACGAAAGGCUGCAGCCGCAGCACCUCCGCCAGUAGAACCCGUUGUAACAGCUAAAUCACCUGCUAAAGCUGCUAAGAAUAGCAAGAAAAAUGCCUCGGUGUCAAUACUACAGAAAGCACUCAGUUCCGAGGAUCCAAUAACACCGGUUACGAGUCAACCUCCUCCAACACCCGGAGCGAGUUUGCUCGAUAUUUACACAAAAGAUCCCAUGAGUGAGGCAUUCGCCAAAACCAGUCCCGUCACUGCUUCCACUGGCCGAAAGAAGAAAGCUGAAAAGGCUCCCAAAUCGAAAGCGAAAGGAGGUCGCAAAACAAAAGAGACUAAUGGCGUACCACCCAGUGUCGCUCCUAUACCCGAAAAAUUGCCACCACCGGCAGAACCAGUUCAACCUAUUCCACCCCCCAGUACAGCCACACUGCCUCCUCCUCCUGUCGCAGUCACGGUAAUUGCACAGCACGGUGGUACGCCUCGGCUCAGUUCUUCGGACGAUUUCUUCUCGGCCGAUGAAGAAGCGGCGGCUGCCCGGCGAGCAGCAAAAGCAUCUCCCGCUUCGUCCGAUGGCGGUUCCAGCCAAGCUAGUCAGGUGGCUUUGGAUCAUUGUUAUUCACUUCCACCAUCCGCCUCCCCAUCUUCUUCGUCACCACAACCUCAGUCAGAUUCAUCUGCGCCGGUCGCAAAGUCUGGCAACAAAUACGCUCCGUCAACGUCCGAAACAUUGGCACAUGAUCAUGGUUACACGAACAGUGACGAAGCCGGUAUUGGAACAACGGUAGUGUCGUCACAACCGUUAACAGUGUUACCAUCAACUCCAGCAGGCUCUGUUGAAGCGGCAACGCCGCUUACAGCAAUUCCAACUCCUACAUCCGCAACCCGAUCAGUUGGCCGACCGAAAAAAGACUCCAGUGUGCCUAAAGCAAAACACAAAAAACGGACCGACAAACAGGACAAAGCAGCUGCUGCAAAACUGGCAUUAACAGCGGUUACGCCUAGUCCAACGGCAUUGCCAUACGGAACGUCAUACAUGCCAAUUGCCAAAUACCACGAACGGGAUAUACGCUCUGAAAUGUCUAUCCUAUAUGACUUUUUGACGCGAGGAAUAGACUCCGAAGAUAUUCAGUACAUUCGACAAAGCUAUGAAAUGCUACUAACUGAUGACACCAACAACUAUUGGCUGAAUGCAACGCAUUGGGUCGAUCAUUGCACCACUGAACGUAGCUUUAUCCCACCUCCGACAAAGAAGCGCAAGAAAGACAAAGAAUCUGUGAGUGACAUCAAGCAGCACUCGACUGGCUCAGCUCGCACCCAAGGCUUCUACAAGAUCGACCCACGGGAAAAAGCCAAAUAUAAAUAUCAUCAUCUGAAAGGAACGCCUGCUGCCAAUCAUCUGAAUAACAUUGAAACAGCUAAGGCGGCGACGAAGAUGCAAGGUCUGUCAAGGGAAGCGCGGUCGAAUCAGCGUCGACUGUUGACCGCGUUCGGUGCCAGUACCGAGUCGGAAUUGUUGAAAUUCAACCAGCUAAAAUUCCGCAAAAAGCAGCUUAAGUUUGCCAAAUCAGCCAUCCACGAUUGGGGAUUGUUUGCGAUGGAACCGAUUGCCGCGGACGAGAUGGUUAUCGAGUACGUGGGCCAAAUGGUGCGUCCUUCGGUGGCCGAUCUACGGGAAACCAAGUACGAAGCCAUCGGCAUUGGUAGUUCGUACCUGUUCCGAAUUGAUAUGGAAACCAUCAUCGAUGCCACCAAAUGCGGUAAUUUGGCGCGGUUCAUCAAUCAUAGCUGCAAUCCUAACUGUUACGCCAAGGUCAUCACGAUCGAAUCGGAGAAGAAAAUUGUCAUAUACUCGAAGCAGCCGAUCGGCGUAAACGAAGAAAUUACUUACGACUACAAAUUUCCACUGGAGGAUGAGAAGAUUCCCUGUUUGUGCGGAGCAAACGGUUGCCGCGGUACCCUCAACUAGGCAUGUACAAGUACUUCUCAUACUAAAUAUUACAUGUGUGGAACGAGAAUGCUCAUUCUGAAAUUAUCCCCGUGAAAAAAAUGGAAGGCAGAUAUGACGUCUGCUAGAACUAGCGGUGUGAAACAGAAUAAUAGGAACAAGUUAUGUUUAGCUAAACAACGGAACUCGUAUUUUGAUUCGAAGCUCCUUGGUUAUCGGUGGGAGUUUGUAAAUUCGAGUAUGAUGGUCUCCGGCAAAAAGAGCAUGCAGAAUUUGCCGUGCAUCGAACCCUACGUACAUUGAUUUCUUCUUUGUAUAGAUAGAUGAAAUUUUGUUUGAUCACAUCAGCCGACUAAAAUAUUCAAAGA